AUGGCAUCACAAAAUGAUUCUCCAAUUGUGCCUAUGAACUUUCCUGAAAGCAAACAAGGCUGUCAUGAGGAGCUUUGGAACAACCAGUAUAUGGCUGUCACUCCUAAGGAAAAGGAUAUUGAAUCAGCUAUCGACAUCUUGUUCCCAAAGUGGAGUGAACAGGAAGAGGUUGAAUGUGCUGGCGAUCUAUCCUUUGAGUUAUUAUUCAUGGCUAUGUGUCAGACCUUUGACCUCACCACUGUGGGCGGCUGGUUGAAAUUAUUGAAGAGGCUGAUUGUCAACAAAUCUCCUCCACGCAUCCAAAACAUACAGGUGCUGAGGUGCUACACGUCACUUAUUUUUGCGAACAGGGUCAACUUGAGCAUGGCCCUUCUAACUGGAGAGGAAUUUGUAUUUGCAUUGAAGCAACAAACAAUGUCUGCAGCUGAGAACUUGCUUCCAGAUAGAGGCCAAAAAGAAGUUUGUACUUCUUUCAGAUUGCUUAAGGACGACUUUGGACUGGAUUAUCCACGGCUAAAACGAUACAGCCAUCAACAGCGAGCUCUUAUUGCUGAAUCUUCAGAGUCCGCAUCUCUCAAAGAUUUUGUGAUGGAAAAUGCGUUGCGAAUAACGGAGAUCGGAUCUAAUUUUGUUGCUAAAGUCAACAAAAAGACAGAUCUGGACCAAUACACAAUUUACUUGCAAGAGAAUCAUGAAUUUGCUUUAAACCUGCUGUUGGAAGUUGUUGAAUACAACUCUCAAGUUUGGGCAAUUGUCAACUCACAUGUGAAAAGGUACUUGGUCCAGAACGGAAGAGAGGGUGGGGUAUAUGGCAAAGGAUAUCCUCCUCGUGAAGAAUUUCUCAAAAAGAUGAAGGCUAGCAGAUUCAAUGCUGCACCAUCAAGGAAAAAAGUAUAG
Messenger RNA from Cylindrotheca closterium, 897 nucleotides. The record is from the annotation of a GenBank genome assembly. NCBI's taxonomy places the organism in Eukaryota, Bacillariophyta, Bacillariophyceae, Bacillariales, Bacillariaceae.